AUGGGUAUCAAGAACGAGCACAUGCUCGGGUUCCCUUGCGACAUCCGGUUCUGGAUCAACAUGCAAAGCGAGAACUACAUCGGGAACCCGCUCUACCAAGCAUCCUUCGCAAACUCAAUCGACUUUGCCAAGCAGCCUAGCAAUGCACAGACCUUGGCGGAAGUGGUAGUGCAGGUGCGCAAGGCAAUCUCCCAGGUGACGCCAGCGCGGAUCGGCGGAUUCUACAGCAUGAUUGAGUCCAAGGACGCAAAGCUGGGGGGCUUUCUUGCCGGCAUGAUGGCGUACAAGAUGGUCAAUGGCGUGUCGAACCAGACGAGGUUCAAUAUUUACAAGGCAGAUUUCGGCAGCGGCGUGCAGAGCUUUCGCUACAGCUAA
Molecule: messenger RNA, 375 nt
Organism: Linderina pennispora
Lineage: Eukaryota; Fungi; Kickxellomycota; Kickxellomycetes; Kickxellales; Kickxellaceae
Exons: 1
Coding region: 1-375 (124 amino acids)
Source: RefSeq, a predicted model, not a curated record